This is a messenger RNA of Spodoptera frugiperda (fall armyworm), 368 nucleotides long. It is a transcript of the gene Uqcr11, whose product is annotated as cytochrome b-c1 complex subunit 10. The record is from RefSeq and is a predicted model, not a curated record. The transcript has a single exon. Gene Ontology annotation, biological process: mitochondrial electron transport, ubiquinol to cytochrome c. Bases 123 to 296 code for a protein of 57 amino acids. Gene Ontology annotation, cellular component: mitochondrial inner membrane. NCBI's taxonomy places the organism in Eukaryota, Metazoa, Arthropoda, Insecta, Lepidoptera, Noctuidae.
CAUUAAAUGUCAAUCAACUAUUGCCAUUGCACUGGAAAGUAACAUAGUUACAGAUUUACGUAACCACAAAAGUGCGAUACAUCUUCAAAGUUUGAAACGAACGAAAUUAUAUACUGAACAAAAUGUUGGGGCGUUUGGGAAAGAAGCACGUGGAGAUCGCAGCGUCUUUCGCUACAUCGGCUGUCGGCUUUGGAGGUGCGGCUUUCACUGGUCUCCUCUACUUCACGGACUGGAAGCUGUUCUGCGCCAACAUCCCAUUUUAUGGAGGAAAAUUUAAAGACGAAGAAGAAAAGUAAAUCAAAGUGACGCUAGUACAUUGUAUAUUUAUUUAGAGCAUGUAAUUAUAUUCAUUAAGCGAUGUUCAUCUA